Molecule: messenger RNA, 637 nt
Organism: Nematolebias whitei (Rio pearlfish)
Lineage: Eukaryota; Metazoa; Chordata; Actinopteri; Cyprinodontiformes; Rivulidae
Product: enhancer of polycomb homolog 1
Source: RefSeq, a predicted model, not a curated record
UGUUUACGGCUGAGCAGUACCAGCAGCAUCAGGAGCAGCUGGCUCUCAUGAAGAAGCAGCAGCUGGAGCAGAGUCAGCAGCAACAGAUCAACAACACCACAACACCUGCAAGCACACAGAUUCUUGUGCCCAAGACGUUGGACCAGGCCAGCGCUCAGUUUGCUGCUUCAGCCCUCGUCACAACAGAUAAGCUGCUUGGGUUCAAAUCCAAAGAGGAGCUGGUGCUGGCAGGUGGAGUCAACGGGGUGCUGACGAACGCAGCAGGCGUUUUCAAAAACCUGCACCUCACCAGCGCCGCAGCGACGCUUCACCAGACCAACCAGUCGACCCACACUACCACCGUCACGGCCCAGACUUUCCUCCAGCCCUCUUCCAACUCAAACAUCUCGACACCUGCCGCCGCUCCCGGCGCCCAAGCAGCAGCAGCUCUGGGGCUCCUGGGAUGCAGCGCUGCAGGCGCCACCCCCACCACCACUCAGGUCCUCAUUGGGAACAACAUCUGUCUGAGCGUGCAGUCAGCUGCCAGUCUCGCUGGGCGCCACAUCCCCCGGACCCUCGGCAACAUGCCGGCCUCUGCCUUAAAGCUGUCCACCUCCACCAAUCUGUCUGGAGCAUCGUCCAUGGACCUGAGCUCCAG